Molecule: messenger RNA, 177 nt
Organism: Paraglomus brasilianum
Lineage: Eukaryota; Fungi; Glomeromycota; Glomeromycetes; Paraglomerales; Paraglomeraceae
Source: the annotation of a GenBank genome assembly
AUGGAACUUUGUCUUCGCAUGGUUAUGGACUUUGCCUCCGCUGAAGAUGGGACUUAUCGAUGUGUUUCUUAUCCCAAUGGAGGCAGCAUCGAGUUCGAACUGCGAGCGGAGAGGGCUCUCAUCGCCGCAGAAUUCCUCACCUAUAAGCGACAGUGCCUUAUGAACAUUAAGAUCUAA